Molecule: messenger RNA, 850 nt
Organism: Empidonax traillii (willow flycatcher)
Lineage: Eukaryota; Metazoa; Chordata; Aves; Passeriformes; Tyrannidae
Gene: RAB26
Product: RAB26, member RAS oncogene family
Exons: 10
Coding region: 240-812 (190 amino acids)
Cellular component (GO): endosome; Golgi apparatus
Molecular function (GO): GTP binding; GTPase activity
Source: RefSeq, a predicted model, not a curated record
CAGCUUCCCUAAAAUGGAGCCACCUCCGUGUUUGCGCUGGUCCCUGGCUCCUGGAGCUCACCUCUGCCUGCCCAGGCUGUGGCUUUCCCUGGGACUUGUCCCCAUGGCACACGGAUGAGCCAGAUGGGUCUCAGAGAAGCCCAAAUGCCCCAGUUAGCCAAAACCUCUGCUAAUGGUCUGGCUGAUUCUGAACCAGUGGCAGAGAGAAAUUGCUUUGUAUAUCCAGUAAAACCCUGGUGAUGCUGGUGGGUGACUCUGGGGUCGGCAAGACCUGCCUGCUGGUGCGGUUCAAAGACGGCGCCUUCCUGGCCGGCAGCUUCAUCUCCACGGUGGGAAUCGACUUCAGGAACAAGGUGCUGACGGUGGAUGGGGUGAAGGUGAAGCUGCAGAUCUGGGACACGGCCGGGCAGGAGCGCUUCCGCAGCGUCACCCACGCCUACUACCGGGAUGCCCACGCUCUGCUCCUGCUCUACGAUGUCACCAACAAAGCGUCCUUCGACAACAUCCAGGCUUGGCUGACAGAGAUCCAUGAAUAUGCACAGCAGGACGUGGUCCUCAUGUUACUGGGAAAUAAGGUGGAUUCAGCCCAGGACAGAGUGGUGAAAAGGGAAGAUGGAGAGAAACUUGCCAAGGAGUACGGGGUGCCCUUCAUGGAGACCAGCGCAAAAAGUGGCCUCAACGUGGAAUUGGCGUUCACAGCCAUUGCAAAGGAGCUGAAGCACAGGUCCAUGAAGUUGCCCAACGAGCCCAAAUUCAAGCUCCACGACUACGUGAAGAAGGAAGUGCGAGGCUCGGGCUGCUGCAGGUCCUAACGUGUCUGUACAGGGACUCUGGCCGUGCCCGCCGUGCU